AAUUGCGGAUCUCCCUCUUCACUAUCAGUAAUAUUUAAAGUUUUGUAAACUUCUCGGCCCCUGUUGACCUAUCCACAUUCCCAGCCAUCCCGCUUUUUGUUUGCUAUCGGCACCAGCUAACGGUCCUUUGAAACAAAAGCUCACCUGCUGUUGAAACCUUAAAAACUCUUGAUAUAGAUCUUAAGCAUUCCAAUUCAAGAUUGGUUGCUCAAAGUAAAAAGAAGCCAUUAUUAGAUUAAUAAAAACCUUUAACUGGACAGCUUUUAAGUUUUACUCUGACACCAUGUAGAAUAUUCGUAUUACACAAAUAACAAACUAGUGUUUAAGAACAUAGUGUAACAUAUUGGUAUUAUAUGUACAUUUGCACACUAGUGCGUCAGUGCAACACCGCUUCUGUUUACGUAAUAAAUGCAGUUCCUAAUAUGUCUUCCCUCUUAAACACUAGUUUGUUAUUUGUGUAAUACAAAUAUUCUACAUAAUGAGCUGUAGAUGUCAGGAGAAUGCGUUUCUGCUGUAAAGAAUGAAAGAAAACGCUUUUGGCGUCCAUAGAGAUGUAUAAUCUAUUUUUACAAAAGAGCGAAUCACCGGAAGUGAGUUAGUUGUCCAAAAGUAGAGAGUGCAGUGUGUGAUGUGCCGAAAUGAUGAUUAAAAGUUUAUGUUUGAUCAAGUGUUACUUGUUUAUUUGUAAAUACAGCUGAACCAGGGACACAUAGACGUAUCAAGACGCGUAAAAUUCGUUGAGCUUGUGACCUAAAUAAAUCCAGAGCUCUGGCAAGAGACUGACUUAUUAACGUUCAAAUGGAUCAGGAGACCAACUAUUUGGUCAACAUCAGGGAGACAGAGCAGAAACUUCUACUGUCACAAAUCCAGCCUGGUACCAUUAUUCAAGUAUGUGGUCCUCCAAUGGUAGGGAAAUCGACAAUUAUCAAACAAGUCAUCAACAAAGAUCAACGUCUGAAAAAAGAAUGCCCAAACAUAUUUUAUGAAAUUGUGUGUAAAAAGUUGGACAGGUUUCAAGAUGUUUUGACGCAAGUGAUGAUAGUGCUGAACAACGGACAUGCGCAGUCCAGGCCCAUCUCAAGGCGGGAAGUUUUAUGGAACAUAGAGACAGUCACAGGUCACAUGACACAGAAUCACCACGUCUUUGUCUUUCACAAAUGUGAAGCUUUACGCCUGCUUGAAAACGAGCGAAAAUUUCUGAAAUUUAUUUGCCAGAUUGCCAGCUUGUUCUGGUCACACAACCUAAAAGUCAGUGUCGUCUUCUCAACUUACAAAAAAUUCAACAUCUCUGGCAAUCACACACGGUGUGUAGAUGUUGACGUAUUGACCGAUCUGCUGGACAUCAGACAUCUGUUGCAGCACUACGCUCCUUCUCGGGCUAGCGUCGAUGACCUCGUGUACGUCUGCUAUAGUAUGCUCUUUCUUCCGGAAGCAGUCCAAAAGGUGUCGGAAAAAUACCUUGUACAGGAUAAUCACCUUGAGACAUUAAAAGGUAUUGAUCGUCAGUAUCCAGGGUCAAUGGAAGAGAUACUUUGCUGGGAUGGCGAACUAAUAUUUCAUAUAUUUCACCAUAGAGUUGUGGAAGUACAAGAUUGGUUGACGCAGCAAGAUCUAACGCUGCUUGUCACUCUUCGGAGAAGGACUUUUAAUGAAGGGCAACUAGAAAGAUGCUACAGACUACUCUUCCCUAAAAAUUUGACCAGUGAUUGGUUGAUGCUGCUGAAUAGGCUGAAAGAUAGCUAUGUAAUAAGAGAAUUACCAGGAAGUGAUCUGCUAGCCGUCCAUCCACUGGUAGAUUACUACAUUCAAAACUACAGACCUGGCAGCCGCCUGCAUUUUGAAGAGAAAGAAACGUACAGCUCAAACAACUUCCUCUGCCACGUCACAUUGAAGGCAGGAAAACCAAAGAAUGCAUGGAAAAGGUCUUCUUCGUGGUUUUCAUGUCAGAGACUGGCCUCUCUUAAGAGAUCUGAUGCAAACUGCAUUUCAAUGUCGCAGUUAUUCUCAUCUGUUGAAGGCAGCUGUCAUGGGGAGAAACCUAAUCAUAUCAUGUUUUCCAAAUAACUCCAAAGAGUUCUAUGAAAUUAUGUACAACAGCACAAAGAUCUACGGGUCACCAAGCCAAAAAGCCGUUAUGCAAAUAUGUCUGGCUCAGGCCAUCGCUUCAAAGAAAGGUGCGGAUUUGCCAAAUGCCUUAACCUACGUGGAGUCAGCGAUAGAAACGCUUCAGUGUUAUGGGCCCAAUUUCUUUUACAGAUUGGCUUUAUGGAAAAAAAGCGAAACUCCUGGAAGAUCUGGGAGACCAUUGCCAAGCGUUAGAAUAUUUCCGUAAAGCUAAAGAAGAAAGUCAUUUACUUCGACUACGUGUCGAGUCUGACGACAUCUUACAAGUCACAGAGCUACAGAUGGAAGAAGAAAGUCUUUUGGCUGAAAUACAAGAGACAAUCCCUUUAAUAUUUAGUGGGAAUAACGUCCAGGCCAAAGAAAAGUUGAUGAUGCUGUAUGAAACUAUCAAUGACAGAUACGACAACCAUCCAGAGUUUGCCGCCAUUUUAAAUGGCAUUGGACUUAUAAUACAGCGUGGGACUAAAGAUAUGAGUGAAGCCUUUAAAUGGUACUACAGAUCCUUUAAGGAGAGACUGCAUACCCAGAACAUUUGCCCUCAGAAUAUGGUAGCCACUAUGAACAACAUGGCAAUGAUUCUAUGUCGCCAAGGAGAUCCAGAUGCGGGUGAAAAAUACUUACGCCGGUCACUGGCUAUUCUAGAAAAAAAUUGGCCGAAAGCAGUAUUAUACAGCCUUGACAUUGAACCAUUUGAGUGAAGUGAAAGUUAAACAGGGAGACUACUUUGAAGCGUAUAAGGUCACAAUAGAGGCAGAGCAAAUCCUAAGAGAAACUUCUAAAAACCACGACUUCAGAUUGAAGAUCAACAUGUCUCUUGUUCACCACAUCUUAGUCCUGAGUCACACCAACUCCAGUUCUUGUGCGGUGACCUCUACGGUAGAAGAUUCAGUGAAAUGCUUAAUACAAUUAGGCUCAAGCGUUAAACAGUACCUUAAUGAUGACGGCCACCACUUUCUAAUGUCAGCAUAUGAACACGCCUUGCUGUUGAACUGGCGAGACUCUGAAGACACAUAUCAGCUGUAUAGAAAAGAUCUGCUGGAUCAUAUACAAAAGCACACAUUAUUAAGAGAUGUUUUGUUGAAGAAAGAUGCCAGUCAGUUUCCCAGCUCGUUACUGAAAGAACACCGACACAUUGUUGAUUACAUCAGAGACACGGACUAUGCUCAGUUAGAUUUUCUGAAACUGUUUUCUUACUUAUCAGAGGCGUGCCCUAUGUGCCGAAACAUUGUGGCUACGCCUGCAGAACAGUUAUGGAGAAAGGAGAUAGAAAAGCUGUCUUAUGAUAGAGAAACAUUUCGCAAUGUUUUGAGUCCUAUGCCAACUAGCCAUGAAUCUUUUGAACAUCUGAGUCUUAGUGUCUCAGAAGUGAGUGAACAAAAUGUAGAAAGUGGCUCGCAAUCAUGUGCAAACCAAGUUGAAAUGUCGGUGAUGAGUCCUUCUGUCAUGCAAGACCCCCUGCACAUUCACAAAGUGAUAAAUCCAUCAGAAAUGCCAGACCAUCAAGACAGUUUUAACGGUACAAAUCUAUCAGAAAUGCAAGGCGACAAAAACAGCUUAAAAAUUUUAAAUCCAUCAGAAAUAGCAGACCAUCAAGACAGUUUUAACGGUACAAAUCUAUCAGAAAUGCAAGGCGACAAAAACAGCUUAAAAAUUAUAAAUCCAUCAGAAAUGCCAGGCCACGUGGAUACUGUUACAAUUGUAAGUCCAUCAGAUGUUUACGGACUUGGGAUAGCUGAAAUUACUUCAUCUUCCCUUGCAUAUAAUAGUUGGGAAGUCAUUUCAUCUUUCCAAUCUCAAAAGAGUAAUGAACCAGACAAAAUGAAUGUAUUGAAUGCAAAUGUAGCUAAAAAUGAAUUCCCCAACGCCAACAAUCCACGGACUCGACGAGCAAGUUCCUUCUCUUCACUUGAUAUGAACGACCUGAGCUUCACAGUACUUGAUUUAUCCUCGAGUUUCGUUGAUAUCACAACUGCGAUGCCAAGUGCCAUUGAAUGUGUCGAUAAUCCAUCCGGGGAUAGUAACAAUAGCUCAUCAUUUGAUGAUAUAGUCAAUACGUAAACAUCGCUGAAGAAUGUUCUGUUGGCUCCAGAUGUUACUUGUGCUAAUGAGAUGUGUACACCAUAGAAAAUAAAAAGAGGUGGAUAAUACACGGUGCUAAGAUAUUGAUAAAUAUGGAACAAAGUUCUAAGAUAUGGAUAAAUAUGAAACAAAGUGCUAAGAUAUUGAUAAAUAUGGAACAAAGCGCUCAGAUAUUGAUAAACAUGUAAGAAAGUGCUAAAAUAUUGAUAAACAUGUAACAAAGUGUAAAAUAUUGAUAAACAUGUAACAAAGUGUAAAAUAUUGAUAAACAUGUAACAAAGUUCUAAGAUAUUGAUAAAUAUGUAACAAAGUGCUAAGAUAUUGAUAAAUAUGAAACAAAGUGCUAAGAGAUUGAUAAAUAUGAAACAAAGUGCUAAGAUAUUGAUAAAUAUGAAACAAAGUUCUAAGAUAUAGAUAAAUAUGGAACAAAGUUCUAAGAUAUUGAUAAAUAUGGAACAAAGUUCUAAGAUAUUGAUAAAUAUGAAACAAAGCGCUCAGAUAGUGAUAAACAUGUAAGAAGUGCUAAAAUAUUGAUAAACAUGUAACAAAGUGUAAAAUAUUGAUAAACAUGUAACAAAGUUCUAAGAUAUUGAUAAAUAUGAAACAAAGUGCUAAGAUAUUGAUAAAUAUGAAACAAAGUUCUAAGAUAUUGAUAAAUAUGGAACAAAGUUCUAAGAUAUUGAUAAAUAUGGAACAAAGCGCUCAGAUAUUGAUAAACAUGUAAGAAAGUGCUAAAAUAUUGAUAAACAUGUAACAAAGUGUAAAAUAUUGAUAAACAUGUAACAAAGUGUAAAAUAUUGAUAAACAUGUAACAAAGUUCUAAGAUAUUGAUAAAUUUCGAACAAUAUGGAAAUUUACAACUCCAUCUCUAUGGUUAAACAUCAAAUUUCAUUAGUUAUUAGUUAGAGCAAAAUUAUCUAUAAGUUGUAUAAGGAGAUAUUUUCCUUUUUUUUAAAGUAUUUUUCUAAAAUAUUUUUCUUGUUAUGUUACUUAUUAAUUUAUUUAGUGUGAUAAAAACUAUAAUGAAAUUGUAUUGUAUUUUUAAAAAGUAUUUAUUAUAUUUGCUUGUGUUACUUCCAAAUUAAAUAAGUGUGAUAAAACUAUAAUAAAAAGGUUAAUUACUAUGGUAGUAUUAUUUUCUAGAAAUUGAGUAGGCCUACUCAAAUAAAUAAUUAUAUAUAUUAUAUAUAUAUAUAUAUAUAUAUAUAUAUAUAUAUAUAUAUAUAUAUAUUAGGGGUGCACCGGAUAGUCGCUCCGGCUCCGGCUUCUGCCGAAUAUCCGGCAUUUUUUACUAUCCGGUGCUAUUCGAUUCGGCUCCGGUCGGAUAUCACUACCGGAUAGUAAACCGGAUAGUAAAAAAUACACCUAUUUAAUAUUGUUACGAAUCUCACUAUCCAGGCUCUCUGCAAACUGCACCAUACACCACCAACUUAAAGAACUUGACAACUCAGGGCUCCAAAGCAACGUAACACUUUAAUAGUUGAAUAAAUAACAGCCAAUACUGUACAAUUGGCAACACGUACACUGUACAAAUAUCUCUCCGAUAACACCGUUCCGCAGUAUCAACUCUUGCACUGGCCUCUCCGUCUCGUUCCGGGCUUGCACUGGGUUCAACAGUUCAGGACUGACUUCACACACUAGGCUCGUUGUGUCGGCCUCGAUCGCAGACCAAGAUCAAGACGCCAGCCGUCUCAACUGUACUUGACAGUACUCCGCACUGAACCGUCGUAAUGCUUCGUACAGAACCACACCGCUGAACUGUGCUGUAGUCGACCGGACUGUAGUUGACCUUCUGUCGUAAACCUCCUUUCUGAACCUUCUGUCGUGAACCUUGCUGUAUUGAGCCCCUUUUCUCGACCGACCUGACUGCGACACCUCCGCUCUUAUAUAGGGUCCCUACUGGCCUUCUCGAACCGGACAGAACGCCCCUCGACGUUUCUAGGUGGUCAGAUGACUAUAACUCUCGUGACGCUCCUGAGCUCUGUUCACGUCGGCGAUCCUUCCCGAACUGUCCUGUUGACGCUCGACUCGGCUGACAGUCGUAACUCGUCACGCUUGACCGCUCAUCUAGCGCUGGCCUGGGGCGAUUUGCGUCGGCUGACUACACACACACCACCACCCCCAUCUGUGCCACCACCAGGUUUAUAACAAUAUGCAUAAAGUGGACCUCGUUCCAUUAAUGUCUGUUGUAGAAUGUAUUAAUGUUUAUUUCGAAACAAAAUAAUGUGCUUAAAAAUAGAGCCUUUAUGAAUAUGCAUCAAACACCGUUUAUUAUAAAGACAAGGCGUGUUAAUAACUUAAUAUAAAUAUAAAUGAAACUUUACAUCAUAAAUGCGCUUUACAUACAGAGCAGCAAUGGCUGACACUUUUUUUUCAAUUUGUCUUGACCUUUGAGUAGGUUAGUUAACAUGUUAAAAUGCUACAUUCAUUGACUACGUCAUGCUGACCAGACGUCUGUCUAGCUGUGCGGGUAUAUCUCCAGAGGUAGAGAUGAACAACUCCCACCCCUUUUAUUUGUUUAGUCCAUCACAUUGAGUUUUUUUUAUAGGCAGAUGACCACAAGUUAAAUACGAUGGACGUAGGUUUAAUGUCAGCGUAUUGACUAGUGGACGGGUAUAAUUUAUCUACAUGCUUGACUGACCAUGCCAAUGUGUUAUCUUUUUUGACUGACACCCAAAUUUAUUGCGUGAGUAUGCUCAAGGAAAAAACAAUGCUUGAUGGUUAACACAAACAACAAUACACACUACACCAGGACUACAUGUGUAGGCUCACUAGGUAUAUCUGACCAGGUUGUUGGUCUGAAAUUCAUGAACACAUACAUCUGACCACUAUACAAGGCAGAUUGCACUUUACUUAUGAGGGGAUUUACAUUAGUAACUAGUUAAAUAUAUACUAACAUUAUUUACAUUGACCUUUCUACACACAUCCUUUACAGUUGGUGGCAUCGUACAUACACACAGACACACUCAUGCUAUACAGAUUUUUAGAAAUACUGUUAAGCUUGAAUAAAUCAAUCAGUAACAGAGUUUAAAUCAAUAACGUAUACAAAAGAAAAAAAAAUAAAACCAACUAAUAUAGGUAUGUUAUUUAACAGUUUCGUAAAAUGUUCAGCAAACACAAGCUUUUGACAAGACACUUGGGUAUUCGGCUCCGGCUCCGACCCCGGCCGAAUAUCAAAUUUUACUAUCCGGUCAUAUCCGGCCCCGGCCGGAUAUCAAAAAGUACUAUCCGGUGCACCCCUAAUAUAUAUAUAUAUAUAUAUAUAUAUAUAUAUAUAUAUAUAUAUAUAUAUACAUAUAUAUAUAUAUAUAUAUAUAUAUAUAAAUGUAAAUAUAUAAAUAUAUAUUUGUUUAUUUAUUUAUUUGUUGUAUCAUAUGCCACAGUUUCAUUUUGGGUUAUUCUUUACUUAAAUGAUUGAUUUUCGUUUAUUCAAUAUGGUGUGAUGUGAUUUUUUUUUUGUAUAAAGUUCUCAUUUUGUUAUAAAAAAAAAAGAUUAUAAUCCAUGAUUAA
This is a messenger RNA of Biomphalaria glabrata, 7713 nucleotides long. RefSeq lists its product as uncharacterized. The record is from RefSeq and is a predicted model, not a curated record. The transcript is spliced from 12 exons. NCBI's taxonomy places the organism in Eukaryota, Metazoa, Mollusca, Gastropoda, Planorbidae. The coding region runs from base 799 to 2064 and encodes 421 amino acids.